CUGAUCUCCCGUCGAAUCGAAUCCACCUCAAGAUUGAAUCCCAAUGGAAGGAGUUGGGAGCGAAGCAUUGGCGCCACUUGAAAAGCUAAAGAACGACUUCUCCAAGGAACUUCAGUACUAUCUCGAUCGAUCCACGCCUCAUGUAAUGCACAGGUGGCUCGGGACGCUGGGAGUGGCGGCAAUAUACGUGCUGCGGGUUUACUUCGUUCAAGGGUUCUACAUUGUCUCGUAUGGCCUAGGGAUCUAUAUCUUGAAUCUCUUGAUUGGCUUCUUGUCCCCUAAAGUUGAUCCAGAGCUCGAACUCAUGGAUGGCGCUGCUUUGCCUACCAAAGAAUCGGACGAGUUCCGGCCCUUCAUUCGCCGCCUCCCCGAGUUCAAGUUCUGGGUACUCCAUAACCAAGGCGCUUGGUGUGGCAUUUCUUAUGACAUUCUUCUCGGUAUUCGAUGUUCCUGUGUUCUGGCCGAUACUCGUAAGCUACUGGAUCGUCCUGGCUUUCCUUACAAUGAAGCGCCAAAUCAUACAGAUGAUCAAGUACAGAUAUGUUCCUUUCACUGUUGGAAAGCAGAAAUAUGGGGAGAACCUGCACUCUCCAACCAACAGGAGACUAAUGGCUGACUGAAGAGUUUCUCUUUGUGACAAUGCUGGACAACCUUCCACGGCUAGUGUCCUCAAACUAGAAACUCCAUGAUGCCUAGUAGAUAGGCAAAUCGAUUGUUCACGGAAUUAAGAGGUCACUUUCUUGUUCCUCUCCUGAUUCUUUCAUAUUGGUUAACACAAUAUGCGUUCUGCUUUAGCAUUAGAUUCAUUAGACCAUAGCUUCCAGAGUUCUUUCUCCUUCAAUCACUGUAUCUUCGAAAAGGGAAUUGAUUCUCAAUGCAGAGUAUUGAUCACCAAACAAACCUUGCUCAUGUUUCAGCAUACAUAAAAUGUUUUGAGCUGUCAGUUUUCUCUGUACAUUUUGAAUGAUUAUGACCUAGUGCUCUGGCUCCGCUUUCAUGUGAUCUGGGAGCCGCUCUAGAGACUCCCCCAUUUCUGGAAUAGGAUAAUGUGUUUGUUUAAGUUGCAUUAUCACUUGCAUGAUUGUCUGCAUAACGGGGCGACAACUUGGGAGAGGCUAAGGUUAUGGUGAAGAGAACUAGAAGGACGAUUUUGAGGUGGGGGGAAGAAUCAAAGCUGCCAGACGAAUUACACUAAUCAUAUACGCUUAAUUGGUACAACUACUCUCCAACUACUUACUAAACCAUUGAUUAAAAGAAGAAACAAAUCUCCAGUAUAAAUGGGUAACCAUUGAGUUCACUCGACUUUGUCACUAACAAACACCCACUGAUUAAAAUACUAAUCAUGGUACAACAUGCUGUUAGCAGGC
This is a messenger RNA of Linum tenue, 1367 nucleotides long. NCBI's taxonomy places the organism in Eukaryota, Viridiplantae, Streptophyta, Magnoliopsida, Malpighiales, Linaceae. The record is from the annotation of a GenBank genome assembly.